This is a messenger RNA of Xiphophorus hellerii (green swordtail), 4391 nucleotides long. It is a transcript of the gene guca1c, whose product is annotated as guanylate cyclase activator 1C. Gene Ontology annotation, molecular function: calcium ion binding; calcium sensitive guanylate cyclase activator activity. The record is from RefSeq and is a predicted model, not a curated record. The transcript is spliced from 4 exons. Lineage: Eukaryota; Metazoa; Chordata; Actinopteri; Cyprinodontiformes; Poeciliidae. Bases 3110 to 3679 code for a protein of 189 amino acids.
AUGAGGUUGUAGAGAAGGCUAUUCCAGUUUAUGAUUGAACUCGUAAAUGUUUAACGCCUUGAACAAACACAGCCGCCUCAGUUAAUCAGUUUGCACGCGUUUUUGUAACCUUAUCCUUAUGCUUCAUCUAGUAAGACUUUAACAUGUUAAAUCUCAGAGGGUCACGUUUUAGAAGUGGAACCAUUUGGUUGAAGAUCAUUCCAGGAAAAGUUAUUGCGGUUUUAGGAGAUUUUAAAAGCACAGUAUCCUUUAAUAAUCCCCCUGUAGACUGUACCACAGAUUUUGUCUUACAAUAAAAUAUGCCAUUUACGAGAAUUUUAAAACAAUCUGCUGUAAUUUUUCCAGUCGUCAUGAUAAAACAAGAUUAGUACAAGACGGAAAAAUUAAUGUUUCUUAGAAUUUUCGAAGAUGAAGCAAUAUCAACUAAAUAUGGAACCAGUCUAAUCCAGCAUUGUAAGGCAAAGUCUCACCCUCACCCCAGAGGGAGCAAUCCACCAAUUUUUGAGAUACUCCCAGAAGGAGCUGGAGGAUGUUGUUGUGAAUAGUGUUUUCCGAGUCUCCAUCCUGCCCCUGUGAUCCCAUCUCAGAUAUGUGGAAGAUGAAGGAUUGAGGUCCAGCCUUUUUUUGAUCCACCUCCAUUUUUCAGACACUGUAAGUAUUUUUGCAGCUGGUUCUUAACAGAACCACUCCUAGAAUGUUUUGUAAGAAGUGGCCAAAUGGGGGCCAGUAACAAUAAUAUUGUAGUAAGAAACCAAAACUGAAAGAUAAAACAGGAUACACCUACGCAAAUACACAGUGGGCCAAAAUCAGAAGCCUGGACAAAGUUGAUGACCAGCCUUGAUAUUAAUGUGAAAAUUUUUUAUCAUACUUAUUUGUUAUGUGUACAUUGGCUCCGCACACAAGACCAACUAUCUAUUCUUCAGCUUUGUGGACAGAUAUUGUAUUUCUCACCUGUCUAGAAAGCUUCUGUGUACCUUUCAUUUGGCUGUUUUUCAGAAGGAUGAUGUAACUGAAACGUGGAGGUAUGUAGUUUUAGUGGUGGAUGUUCUGUUCACCAGCACGCCAACUACAGUAGAACUUUGAGCGAAAUAUAUUUAUACUGUGGAGAUAAUUUUGCUCGCAUUCCUGCAUAUGACAUACUGUUUGUGUUUUAACCAUCUUUUUAAUCCUACAUAAAAUAUACAAUGGGAGUUUAAAAUACUCUUAGCUCCCAUGCUUUUUCACCUAAAUAUUCAGGUAUCAUUUGAGAUUUUGCAGUGUAACAGAAUAGUUGGCUUUCAAAAAGAGGCACUAUCAAAGAAAAAAAUAGAAAGUAUAUUUGUGUGCACCUUAAAUAACAUUGCAACUCAUUCUUUUUCUCUUAAAUGAAUCCAUAAAAACAUUAUUCUAUGAUUGCCAGGCUCUGAGAAGACUAUUACAGAGAGAGGCCAUUGUUCCCCCUGAAAUUCCCCAAGUGGCGCCAUUGCUGCCAAAAAGAAAUAAUGCCUCUUUUAAAACAGAAAGCUAUGCAAUAGCUCAUUUGGAGCGUUCUUCCAUAUAUUAACAAAAUCUCAGGGUGAUAAGACAAUAGUAGGGAUAUUUGAAGAAAUAUAGUUGCUAUUCACCAAUUUAACGAACUAUUAUUCUCUGUAUUAAUCAGAGGUCCCCAAAUCCCUGCCCCUGUUCAAGGCUACCAUCCUCCUACUUGUAGACACAUCCACUCUCCAACACACCUGAAUGAAAUGAGUGGCUCGUUCCCAGGCCUAUGCAAAGCCAAAAAUAUGCUGAUUAGUAAAUUAGGUCACCUUGAAUUAUUGACAUGAAUGCAUGUAAUUCUUUGGCAGCGGUGCAAGAUCAACAUUGACUCUGGCUGUCAAUCCUAUUUUGAGAACUGUCAGCCACCCAAAGCCAGAUUUACUCAGCUGAGCUCACUGAGCUUUUAUAGCCUUAUUACAAACAGCAGAGGUUCCUCUGAAAGCUGCCAUGAAUACUUCAACACUAGAGUCAGGGGUCUUCAAUUCUUACCAACCUGGGACCCUAAAACUGAUGGAGAGCCUGAGCAAGGGCCCGUGUCUGUCUGUGUCUUUUUAUAAUAAACUAGAGUUAGAAAUAUAUAAAAUGUGCAUUACUUCUGGGCAUUUAAUACAAAUAACAUAACUUCUUUACUUCCUGUUUUCAUAGUUAAAUAUAAGUUUGAAUACAAACAUGAUUGUUUAAUAACGCCACUGCCAUUAACAAAUUGUCUUGUUUUGAACAUCAUGCAGAACUUUUAACUUAGUAAAUGGAUUUUUGCUUACAGCAUGUGUGGAUUUCUGACUGAAAUACAUUUUCAUGUCUGAUUUUAACUACAUGUCAGUCAUGACAUAUGAAUUUUGAAAACAAUUAAAUAAAGUAAUGUCUAAUCAGAAAUUUCACGACCCCUGUAGGGCUUAUGACCCCUAUGUUGAUAUAAAUUGUUUUGUUACUAAUUGCAACCUCAUCCUCUUAGUUCAUGUUUUUUCCAUUCAAUGCUUUUCAAAAGUAUUUGUAACCUUUGAACUUUUUGAUUUUUUGUCACAUUACAGCGAUAGACCUCAUGCAUAAUUGUGAGGAGAGAGGAAAAUGACACUUUGUUUUAUUCAAAUAAAUUUUUAUUCAACCCACUUGAGACAAUACUAUAUAGAAAUAUCUCUCUCUGCAAUUCCUCCAAGAAAGUCUCCAUCUAGUUGCAUCUAGGAACUGCAUUUGUUGCUGUUUCUUCUUUGCAAAAUAUCCAGUUUGUUAACCAGAUUUUUGUCUGGACUUUGACUAGACCAAUAAGACACUGAAUCUUGCUGCCAAACUAGAGGAAGGUUCUCGCUCUCUCAGUCUCCUCUCUCUUUCUCUCUCUCCCACAAUGCAAUUACGUUACGCCAGAUAAUGACAUUUAUUUCCGCUUUUGUUUUUGACCUAAUGUCCUGAGGUUCUUGGAAGCCUCAGCACUUAUCCAAUUAAAGCGUUAUCUCUCCUUUGGGCUUAAAGAUUAAGCGUAAACUCUGCGAUGGGAAUCAGACAGAAAUCACAGGUGCCAUCUUCUCCGAGCAUUGGUUUCACCGCCACUCCUCUGUGGGAUCUGUGUCCAAAACAAAAAUCACAAUCCUAAAAAGGAGUGAUGGGCUCCUACAGCUCAAACCUGGAUGAUAUCUUGGAGGAGGACAUGCAUCACUGGUACACAAAGUUCAUGAGGGAAUCUCCCUCAGGACUAAUCACUCUGUUUGAGCUGAAGACAAUGCUUGACAUGAACGGCAUGACAGAAGAGGCCAACAGUUAUGUGGACCAGGUGUUCUAUACCUUUGAUAUGGACGGGGACGGCUAUUUAGACUUUGUGGAAUACAUCGCAGCUAUAAGUUUAUUGCUGAAGGGAGAAGUAAAUCAGAAAUUAAAGUGGUACUUCAAGCUUUUUGAUCAAGACGGAAAUGGGAAAAUUGACAAGGAUGAGCUGGAAACUAUAUUUAAGGCUAUUCAAGAUAUCACCAGAAGUUACGAGAUACCUCCAGAGACAAUUGUGACUCUUAUAUAUGAGAAAAUUGACGUCAAAGGAGAAGGUGAGUUGACGCUGGAAGAGUUCAUCAGCGGAGCGAGGGAGCAUCCUGACAUCAUGGAUAUGCUCACAAGAAUGAUGGAUCUCACACAAGUCUUGGAAAUUAUAGUCAAAGGUCAAAGGAGGAACGCCGUGAAUUGAGAUGUGAUUCCACAAACUGGAUUUUUGCUGAGUUGUGCAUUGUAAAUUAAAAAAACAAGACUGUCCUUGAAGGAUUUGGACUUAAUCUCUGCCAGCAACAAAUGAAGUGGCUGAUAUGUCACUUUUUACUCAGACUGUGCUUGCAGAGCUUUAUUUACGGUUUUGAUUUAGGAUCAAAACAUUUUUGCAAAAGAUGUUGCUUGUGACUGUUGGGGAAGUUUCGAGUCGUGGUUCCAGGUUGUGCAACUUAUGGAGUAAAUUCUAUGCAUUUUUAACUAGUCAGUUCAAAGCAAACAUCUUGAGAUCAAACUGAAUCUUGAACAGUUCUGCUGAAUUCAAAACCUUUUUCUGUUGGUUGUUGAAGUUAAAAAUACAAACAGUACCUACAGGUGCAGCAAGCCAUAAAGAAUGUUUUCUGUAUGUACAUGUUAUAUUAUGGAUGUUACAAUAUGUUGCCCCUAUUAAUAUGAAAGUGAUGCCUUUAUGAAUAGUAUAGUGUUUGUUUUAAAAUUUGUUUCACUUUUUGAAAGAUUUAUUUGUUAAAAUCAUUGUCAGAGAUGCAAUCCACAUGUGGAAGACAUUUAUUUAAACCUGCUAAAGCUAAAAUGACAUAACUGAGUGUCUUAUUUUAUUUUGGUUUACAGUAUUGCUACAUGUAAUUGUAAAUAUGAAACAAUAAAACAUUAGAAAUAGGCAUAAUUUUAAAUAGAAA